Messenger RNA from Schistosoma turkestanicum, 198 nucleotides. The record is from the annotation of a GenBank genome assembly. NCBI's taxonomy places the organism in Eukaryota, Metazoa, Platyhelminthes, Trematoda, Strigeidida, Schistosomatidae.
CCAGAAUUAAAACUAGGCGAUGGUCCAAUCGGUAUAAUCUGUGCACCAACACGUGAACUGGCAUUGCAAAUCUAUAGUGAAGCUAAAAAAUUAGCUAAAGUCUACAAUUUAACUGUUGUUUGUGCUUAUGGCGGUGGAAGUCUGUGGGAACAACAAAAAGCCUGUGAAGCUGGUUGUGAAAUUCUAGUUUGUACACCG